This is a messenger RNA of Hippoglossus stenolepis (Pacific halibut), 1671 nucleotides long. Its product is annotated as transcriptional repressor scratch 2. NCBI's taxonomy places the organism in Eukaryota, Metazoa, Chordata, Actinopteri, Pleuronectiformes, Pleuronectidae. Gene Ontology annotation, biological process: regulation of DNA-templated transcription. The coding region runs from base 439 to 1404 and encodes 321 amino acids. Gene Ontology annotation, molecular function: DNA-binding transcription factor activity, RNA polymerase II-specific; RNA polymerase II cis-regulatory region sequence-specific DNA binding. The transcript has 2 exons. The record is from RefSeq and is a predicted model, not a curated record.
UGUUUGAUGGAUUAAUGCUAAGCAGCUCGCUCUUCCAAAGCACCACCUGAUCUUUGGGGCUCGUGCCCCACAUAUAAAAGGCUGCAGUAGUGCUGAGCUCAGCUAGUCCAGCCACCUCUCUCUCUCCCUCUGUCUCUCUCUCUUUCUCUCUGUCUAUAUCUUUCUGCCUCUGUCUCUCCCAUGUCACUUUCUUUCUCCAUCCACCCUGUCCUCUGAUUUCUCUCUCUCAGCUCUCACUAUAUUUUCUCUUUCUCUUUCCCUCUGGCUUUGAAGCAUUUCCAGGACAGACUUUUUAAGCUUGUUUUUUUUCCCCUUCCACUCAUCCUCUGUUGGCCUGUUCCGCCUGGAAGCUCAGUGUAUUUCUGUGGGGUUUUUUUUAGAUCACAUGUCUGUUCACAUUUUUCUAUGAGGUUGUAGCAUCAGUGUUUCAACAAGAAAAUGCCUCGCUCCUUUUUGGUGAAGCAGCCGAAGGUCCACGAUGUCUCAUCCUCCAACUACUACCAUCAGCACCAACACUGGGACAGCUCUUUCUCUGUGACACAUGCCAUCACUGAGUCAGCCACCAACUUGGCGGUGCGUUUGAGUGAAAAUGGCUACAUCCAUGAUUACAUCAUCCCCUCCAUGUUGCAGAGCACAAAAGAGCCAGGUCGGGAGCCGACCGGGUUCUCCUCAGGGCCCCUGUACUCCCCAGGUGGCAGCAGUGGGGAAGAGUUCUCCGACCACGACAUGGAGCACCCGGACAGCCCCGUCUCCACCGCCACAGUGGAGUCAGACAGUAGCGGCCCUGAGUUGGAGGCGUGCACCAUCAAUGACCUCCUCAUCUCUGACGGCCGUUCCCGCCGGAGACCCAGCCGACGGUGUCCACGCAAGGGAGGCAGACAGUCAGACAGUAGCAAGGGGACUGGCUCAGCAGACUGCAGCCCUGCAAAAGGGAAAGCCAAAGGGCGCUACAUGUGCUGUGAGUGUGGCAAGUCUUAUGCUACGUCCUCCAAUCUGAGCAGACACAAGCAGACUCACCGCAGCCUGGACAGCCAACAGGCCAGGAAGUGUCCCACAUGCCACAAGGUGUACGUGUCCAUGCCGGCGCUGGCCAUGCACAUGCUGACCCACGACCUGAAGCACGAGUGCACUGUGUGCAACAAAGCCUUCAGUCGGCCCUGGCUGCUACAGGGCCACAUGAGGUCCCACACAGGAGAGAAACCGUUCGCCUGUGCCCACUGUGGCAAAGCCUUUGCCGAUCGCUCCAACCUGCGCGCCCACAUGCAGACGCACUCGGCCUUCAAGCACUACUCCUGCAAGCGCUGUCACAAAAGCUUUGCACUCAAGUCCUACCUGAACAAGCACUAUGAGUCAGCCUGCUUCAAAGAGCACCAGGCAGAGGACGAUGGCAGCGCUGACGACUGAUCUUCAAUAUUCCUCUUUUUCAUUUCUAGUCCCGCAAUUUUUUAAGAAUUCAGAGAAAAGUUGCAGCUUCUCAGGCUUGUCACAUGCAUGCAUCAUAAUCCUGCCUUUUGAUAUGAGCAGUAACCUCAUUUUAAACAAUUCAGGAAGUAUGUAUGAAAUUCCUAAAAAUCUCAGUGUUGAUCAGAAAUGUAAUAUAUUUUAUAUUGUUUUUUAUGAAUUCAAUUGCAAUAAUUUACAUAUCAGUAUUACUUUAAAUGCCAACUAGCU